AUAUCUUCUUUAUCAUUUGCAGAUAAUCUUGCCAAAAUCAAAAUGGACUCUUCAAACAACAACAGCUACGAGACAAAUUUCGGCCUAGAAUUAUUUACAAAUCUGCUGCAGACAUCGGAAGCCGCUGCCGAAAGCAAUAUGUGCAUAUCACCCUUUCUGCUGGAGGCUCUUCUUUCCCUAGUUUAUUUAGGAUCUGAUGGCAAAACGGCAGAAGAAUUAAAGGACAAACUACAACUCCAACGUUUUCCUAACAAUGGCAAAAUGGCCAAUUAUUUUGCCGGCAAUUUGGCCAUAGUUACACAAGACUCAAUAGACACACAAUUGGAAAUAUGUUCAAGGAUUCUAGUCAAUGACAAUUUCGAAGUGGAUGCUCAAUUUAAGAAAAUUGCCGAAAAUUACUUUUUAACUACAACCGAUUUAGUUAAAUUUGAAAAUCGUGAGGAAGUGUUAAAGGUUAUAAGAACUAAGUUGGAGAAAUGUUUAAAGAAGAGUUUCGACGAUAUAAGUGUAAAAGAUAAUGCCUUGGCAUUGUUGUUGUUGGCGGCAAAUUUCAAAAAUAAAUGGUUUUUACCGUUUAGUGCAUAUCGUUCGGGUUUAUAUGAUUUUCAUAUAGCGGCAGAUUGUAUCAAAUCCAUACCCAUGAUGUUGGACAAUGAAAUGAUGAUUAAGUUUGUAGAACUUAAAGAAUUGGAUGCCCGAGUAGUGGAAUUGCCAUAUGAACAUGAUGAUGAACUGUCGAUGUUAUUGAUUUUGCCCAAUAAACGUGAUGGUUUAAAGGAAUUGGAAUUGAAAAUAAAAGAUUUAAAUUUUCAAAUCUUAACCGAACAAAUGCAAAUGGAAAGUGUUCAAUUGUUGUUGCCUAAAUUUAAAAUUGAUUUUGAGUGCAGUUUAAGACGAGUAAUGGAACAGAUGGGUUUCAACUUAAUGUUUAGUGAGGAAUCGAAUUUUACAAAUCUUUUAGCGGCCAAUUCUAGUUCUACUGCCUUACCCUUCAGUGAUAUUUUGCAUAAGGCUAGUAUAGAGGUCAAUGAAUCGGGUUCGGAAGCUGCUAAAGUAGAAGCCUCUAAACCCAUUGUUAUAAGCAAUGCCAUAGACAACACACGACAGAAAUUUUUCCGGGCCGAUCAUCCUUUCUUCUUUGCCAUACGCAAUAGAGAGGCCACAUUUUUCGUGGGUCAUGUUAAGCAAUUUUGAAAGCCCCUUUAAGGUUUAAGUUCAAUG
Molecule: messenger RNA, 1221 nt
Organism: Lucilia cuprina (Australian sheep blowfly)
Lineage: Eukaryota; Metazoa; Arthropoda; Insecta; Diptera; Calliphoridae
Product: serine protease inhibitor 42Dd
Exons: 3
Coding region: 43-1194 (383 amino acids)
Molecular function (GO): serine-type endopeptidase inhibitor activity
Source: RefSeq, a predicted model, not a curated record